Molecule: messenger RNA, 858 nt
Organism: Fibroporia radiculosa
Lineage: Eukaryota; Fungi; Basidiomycota; Agaricomycetes; Polyporales; Fibroporiaceae
Exons: 13
Coding region: 1-858 (285 amino acids)
Biological process (GO): tricarboxylic acid cycle
Molecular function (GO): acyltransferase activity, acyl groups converted into alkyl on transfer
Source: RefSeq, a predicted model, not a curated record
AUGGACAGACAGAUUUAUAGGCUAAUUGGCAAGGCGACAACAUUAGCAGCCAUGGCAUACCGCGUUCGACAAGGCCGAGACUUCGUCACGCCUCCUGUAGGCCUGAGUUACACUGGGUCAUUCUUGUACCAGAUGGACCAUCUAGGCGAAGAAAACUACGUACCCAAUCCAGUGCUCGAGAAAGCCCUGGACGUGCUGUUCUUGAUCCAUGCGGACCAUGAGCUGAAUGCAUCGUGCACUACGGUGCUUCAGACGGGAAGCUCUCUCGUAGACCCUUACUCGGCCAUUGCAGCUGGCUGUGCGUCACUCUACGGACCUUUGCACGGCGGUGCAAAUGAGGCCGUCAUUCGCAUGCUCGUUUCCAUAGGAAGCCCAAAGAAUGUUCCCGCAUUUAUUGAGGCCGUGAAGAGACGGGAAAAGACAUUGUCUGGAUUCGGCCAUCGUGUAUAUAAAACUUCAGAUCCGCGUUCAUUUAUUGUUCGCAAGACGGCUGAUGAAGUAUUUAAAGUCACAGGAAAGGAUGCGCUUCUGGAAACCGCGAUGGCUCUACAUGAUGCGGCCAUGAAGGACGAGUAUUUCAUCAAGCGGAAACUUGCUCCGAAUGUUGACUUCUGCGGCUUGAUAUACCGCGCGAUGGGAUUCCCGAUGGACUUCUUCCCGGUCUUGUUCGCCGUACCGCGAGUCGUCGGGUGGCUCGCCCACUGGCGGCAAAUGAUGCUGCAAGAAGGCGGUGUGAAGAUCUGGCGCCCCCGGCAGGUUUACGUUGGCGCAGGUCAACGGGACUAUGUGCCCGUCGACAAACGCGUGUCCAGAGACGGCAUCGCACAGACACCGUCGGCUGUUGAACACGGAGGGUGA